Messenger RNA from Meriones unguiculatus (Mongolian gerbil), 345 nucleotides. RefSeq names its product zinc finger protein 431-like. The coding region runs from base 1 to 345 and encodes 114 amino acids. Gene Ontology annotation, biological process: regulation of DNA-templated transcription. The transcript has 3 exons. NCBI's taxonomy places the organism in Eukaryota, Metazoa, Chordata, Mammalia, Rodentia, Muridae. The record is from RefSeq and is a predicted model, not a curated record.
AUGAACGCAGUGGAGGCAUCUGAAUAUCUUCACUAUAUUUGGGUUCACGGUGAAGGUCGAAAAAACUCACAUCAGGAACAGAAGGUUAAAAUGAAAGCUUUCUUUUCUAAGCUCAGAGAGGCAGCCAGUUCUGAAUCUGAACGGUCCUGGAAGGAUGCAUUGACCUAUGAUGAUGUGCAUGUGAACUUCACUCGGGAAGAGUGGGCUUUGCUGGAUCCUUCCCAGAAGAGUCUCUAUAAAGAUGUGAUGCUGGAGACAUACUGGAACCUGUUUGUUAUAGGCUACAGUUGGGAAGGUCAUAAUAUGGAAGAGUAUUGUCAACCUUAUAGAAGACAUGCAAGGUAA